This is a messenger RNA of Penicillium concentricum, 1218 nucleotides long. Its product is annotated as Ubiquitin system component Cue. Bases 1 to 1218 code for a protein of 405 amino acids. Gene Ontology annotation, biological process: ubiquitin-dependent protein catabolic process. NCBI's taxonomy places the organism in Eukaryota, Fungi, Ascomycota, Eurotiomycetes, Eurotiales, Aspergillaceae. The transcript is spliced from 5 exons. The record is from RefSeq and is a predicted model, not a curated record. Gene Ontology annotation, molecular function: ubiquitin binding; ubiquitin conjugating enzyme binding. Gene Ontology annotation, cellular component: cytoplasm.
AUGUCUGAGGAGGACAAGAUGAACACUCCCAAGCCCUUGGCUGCCCUUAACUCCCCCAACAGCCCCCGAGCUGAGUCGCCAACUACCGCGCGCCCGAUGGACUUUGACGACGAGCCCCAAGAGAGUGGAGUUGUUACUUCCUCCCCUGUGGCUGCGCAGCCAGUUGCCCAGCCAGCUGCCGCCGAGGCAGCCCCGCCAAAGCCGCCCCGGCCCCUGAACCCGAGAGAACAGUCAGAGAACACCCUUAGGGAGGCAUUCCCAAGCAUCGAACCCGGUGUUGUCAAGGCCGUCUUGACCGCAAGCAAUUGGAAUGUCGAACGGGCCUUCAAUGCUCUCCUAGGUAUGACCGACCCCAAGGCCCAAGAGGAAAUGACACCGCCGCCAAAGCCGCCGCGCCCAACCCAGCAGAGCACUGCUGCACAGCGACAACUGGAAGCCGAUGAGAUGUAUGCGCGUCAACUAUCCGAGCACUACAAUGCGGCAGGACGUCGCGCCCCGCCCCCGAACUGGGAGAGUGACCCCCGGUACCAGCGACCUAGAGGAAGCGAGGAUUCGGAUGAGAGAGAAUACAGCUUCUUUGAUGAUGAUCUACCCGUGAUCCGCGAGAAUCUCCGCAAGGGCUUCCUGGAGACACAGAGUAAGGUUAACUCGUGGGUAACAAACCUGAAGAAGAGAAUCGAUGGAGAUGAUUUGGACGAGGAACCUAUCCAGAAUCAAAGAGAGACUCCAGCCAAUGCCCGUCCCCGACGGAGUGGUGAUAUGGGCCGUCGCAGUGGAGAUCGUGAGCGCUACGACGCAGAUCCCCAAGUUCUCAGCGAUGAUUUCUCUGCUCUUGAGUUGAGGGAUGGCGAAGGCCAGUCCAGCUUUAAACAUUCUGCGUCUCCUUCGCCAGACCGGCGCAGGGUGUCCUUCCAGGAUGGACCGCCCACCGAGAUUGACAACCUUUACGAUUCCUCCACACCAUCCAAGCGUCUCAGCUCAACGGGCAGCAAGGCGAGCAAAUGGCAACCAUUGUCCAGCGUCGCGCCUUCGCCCGUCGCGGAGAACGACCCAUUUAGCCUCGGCGAUAGCGAUGACGAGAAGGAAACUAAGACUAAGGAGCAGACCACUGGCUCAGAGGGCGAUCAACUCAAGCAUGCCACUGUCGAGUCCGUGUCAGAACCAGUUAGUUCCAACCAGGAGACCAAGGGCGCGAUUAAGCCCGACGAGUUAAAAUAA